AUGGCCGAUAGUGAGGUGAAAGCAAGGCGCAAGCUGGAGGAAGCGGAAAGGAAGUGUCGUGGUGGCGGAGGUUUUCUCGGGAAAAUCUUUGGUGGAAGCAGUGCUAAUGAAGCAGCGGACUUAUUCGUUCAGGCUGGAAACCUGUUCAAAAUGGCCAAACUUUGGAAGGAAGGAGGUGAUGCCUUCGUGAGGGCAGCAGAACUGAAUGGAGCGAAAGGAGAUUCCAAACACGAAUGUGCAAGCCAGUAUGCCGAAGCUGCCAACUGUUACAGGAAGAUCAACCCACAGUUAGCUGUGGACUGUCUUUUGAAAACAUGUGAGAUCUAUACAGAUAUGGGACGCUUCAAUAUGGCUGCAAAAAACCACGUUACAAUUGCUGAAUUAUUUGAAACUGAAUGCCCAGACACGGAACAAUGUAUUCAGCAUUAUCAAAAAGCCGCUGAUUACUACAAAGGGGAAGAGUCGAAAAGUAGUGCAACAAAGUGUCUCAUCAAAGUUGCCCAGUAUGCUGCUCAACUGGAACAAUAUCAGAAGGCGGUAGCUGUGUUCGAGGAGAUAGCAAUGUGGGAGGCCGACCAUCCAACAUUGAAAUACGCCGCGAAGAAUCAUUUCUUCCAGGCCCUUUUGUGCUACCUUUGUAUGGAUCCGCUUGAUGCACAACACGCGUUGAAGCGUUACGAAGACGUAUCACCUUCGUUUGCAGAUUCACGAGAGGCCAAAUUAGUCAAGGUACAUUUAUUUAUUGACGGUAAUGAAGAGUUAUUCACAGAUACGGUCAAGGCAUACGAUAAAAUCAGUCGACUCGACCAGUGGCAUACUGGAUUACUGGUUAAGAUCAAAAGAACCAUUAACAAGGAAGAUGAGGAUGAUCUUAAGUAG
Angiostrongylus costaricensis is the source of this 879-nucleotide messenger RNA. Lineage: Eukaryota; Metazoa; Nematoda; Chromadorea; Rhabditida; Metastrongylidae. The record is from the annotation of a GenBank genome assembly.